UUUCCAAUACUUAAUUCGGCUCCGUCUCAUGCUUCAACUGUUUUUACUUCCUGACUUUGAGGUUGUAAGCGCAAUAGUAAGUUUGAUAGUGCCAAAAAACACCAAGUAAGAUACAAAAGAGCCAAUCAUUACAGUAAUUCAAUGUAAGUUAAACGCUUCAGGCCCACAAUUGGGGAUUGGUAUCCUACACACGACGACUGAGAGAUGGAGACGAAGUUGACUAUUGAUCAUACUUCAGUUUGGCUGGUUCCAAUCAAGGGUCGACUAUGUGGUCUCGAAACGCUGCGUCAGAAUGGCUGGAACCAGCGAAACCAAAGUCUAAGCCGAAACGCUCUGAGCAUGCAAUAAAGAUUGGGUUCAAAUUGUCCAGAAAGAUCAAACGGCCCUGCCUGCGUCGUGUAUCGCCCAGUAGACUACUGAUCGGCCGACGUUGCCUGGAUGUUACCUGUCUUGACAGUUUGGUGAACCAUUUGUCGACGUCUUCUACCUUGGAGAUCUUAUCAAUAAAGUUUACCAGUGCGCAAAAUGGCCAACAUAAAGUAUGGAAUCUAUGGAGAUUUAGACAAAUACAAAGAUAUAGAUGAAGACGAGAUCCUGAAGACACUGACUGAAGAAGAACUUGAACAGAUAGCUGAGUGUUUUGAUCCUGAGAAUGAGUCCUUACCUGCUUCUGAAAGGCAGAAAGACCAGACCAAAAAAACCCCAACAGGCCCUUUUGAUCGACAGCACCUCAUUGAGUUUUUAGAGAAGAAAGCUAAGGAAGAGAAAGACUGGGAGGACAAAGUUCCGUACAAAGCUGGAGAAAAAAGAGGUAAAAUAUAUGAAUCCAAAAAAACGGAGCCAGUAAAGAAAACGGAGGAAAAUGUGAAGCUAGAUCCUGAGUGGGAGAAUGCCCUUGAAGAUGCUUCAGAAGAAGACUUGGUGAAUCUUGCAGGAAUUCUCGGUCUGCAUGGUAUGCUAAAUCAAGAACAGUAUGAAGCCUCACAAAGAAAUGAGACACUCAGUGAUAAGCAGGGCAGAUUUCAAGGUAUUGCCAAGUUCAGUGUUCCCAAACCAGUACAGGGGAAUGAGAAGAAUAACACAGAUGUUGAGGAAUCUUUGAAACGUCUGAAGAGUAAUGAUGCCACUCUUAAGACACUGAAUCUUAACAACAUUGUUAAUAUGUCCAUUGAACAAAUGAAGAGCAUCUGUUUGGCUGUUGAGACCAACAAACACCUGAAAGAGUUGUUUAUGGCAAACACACGUCUUACUGACCCAGUUGUAAAGAUAUUAGCAGAAUCAAUUAGGAAGAACAAUGUGCUGACUUCCCUAAACGUGGAAUCCAACUUCAUCACCCAAGCUGGCGUCAAUUCAAUAAUGCAAGCAAUGAGGGAGAAUACUUCCAUAACUGAGCUCAGAAUUGCAAACCAGAAUUGCCAGAUGGGUCAGAAGCUUGAGUGUGAAAUAGCCAACAUCUUGGAGUCUAAUUCUACUCUUCUCAAGCUUGGAUUCGCUUUUGAACAUGCUGGACCACGAGUGCAAGCACAUGAUGCCAUUCUGAGGAAUAUUGAAGCAGUGCGAAAGGGACGUGCAGAAAACAGCAAUUGAGUCUAUAACAGUAGUCAUCUGAUGCACAAUGGAGAGGAAACAGAGUGAAACCAAGACAUCAGCUUGUCAGGGUUUUGAAUUUUUUUUCUUUUUUGCAUAAAAAUAGAGUUGUUCGGUAGAGAGUACGUUUGAAAAUUACAUUUGUUGAUCUAUCAUUGCAUAUGACAGCAUACAACUAGUGAAUGCUCGUGUGUAAAGUGGUAAGGAACCAUCUCAAACAUUUCAAGAACAAGUUAGAAACAAAUUGUGGGUUCCACCUAGAGGAAGCUUUGCAUUUGUCUGAGACAUGUCAAGGGGAACUUUUCCUUAGCAACUUUUUGACCUUGAAUGACUGUUAACAUAGGAAGCUCACAAUAGGUGACACUACAAGAGUGGUUCUUGCUUUUCAGAGUGACCUUGGAUUGCUCAGCUUAAAUCAUUUAAGUGCCCCGUGGUCUCAAAGUGAUAAUUGGUGACACAUUUUUUUCCCUUAAUUUUAUGUACAUUAGUACCCCAGUAUGUACAAAAUGUGAUCAACACGUAAAUAGAAGCUAAAAUUUGUAGUAAGCAAGUUCAACAAAUAGUCCUUUACAGAAUUGUGAUUUUUAGUUAUUCAGCUCCAUUUACAUGUUGUCACCUAAAAUCUAGUUAUCUAUUUCCUCAACAUCCCCUAAUUAUCAGGCUUGGAGUCUGUUGCAUGUAGCUGGCAGGAAUUGGACAAAUUUAAGCACUUGCUCCUUGCUUUCCAAGUUCAUAUGUUCAACUUUAUGUUUUCCAGCCCAGGGUGGUUUAAGUUUUUGGUUUGGUUCAGUUUGAUCCUGUCCAACUCGUAUUGGUUUGGCUUUCAGUAAUUGUUGGGACAGACUAAGGAGGCAGGGAAACAAUUGAUCGGUGUAUUAUAAUAAUUAAGAAGGAACGUAUUUGCCAACUGUACCUUUGAAAUGCAUGUGAUGUCGGUUAAAGUUAGUAAAUUUUACUGUCGUUGUACUGGAGUAGUUGGGAACAUUCUCCCCGGCCUUUUUAAUGUGUCAACUCAUGUCAAAGACCUGUGGGACAUUCUUUCAGCUUAUUGCACAAGGUUGGACAAUUACACAUCUAUCCAGCCGUAGUAUAUAGAAACAUUAUUCAAAUAAAUGUACGCAAUUUAAAAAACAAACAAACAAAAGAACAAAAAAUUUACAGAAAAAAAUUCUAUCCUAGCCCUGUUCUUGAACACAGUUUUGCAGAAUACAGUUGCUUAUAUCUGCCUCAGGAGACACGUGAUGUAUUUCAUAAAUUGAAAAAUGGUUUGUUUGGAAGUCUCAGUGUUUUUUACAUACCAAACUUUUCUCAACUUAUUCAAAAUAAACUUUUUUUGUCACUGGACAUGCAUGACCAUUCUGGAGAUAAUUUCAGUUUCCCGAACUUUGGGCACAUUUCUGACAUAUGAUAUUUAUAGCACCAAACAAUUUUCAAUUCACCUCACCAUUUUUUUUAGUGAAGAAACAAAUUGUUAAUGUAUAAAGUGUCAAUGAGCACUUCAAACCAAAUGGAGUUCCAUUUGCAGCAAAUUUAGGAAUUGAAAGAGAGCCACUGGAGCAAAGCGAGAUAAUUUGUCCAUUUUUGUUUUUGUUCAAUCCAAGAACCUUUAUGAUAAUUGUGUGUACACAAAUAUAAAUGAAUUCUUCGCACUUUGCAGAAAAUACAUUCUUUGCAGAAAAUACAGCGUCGACGUCGGUAACAAGGACAGAAGUUUGCUGUAAAUAAAUUGAACACAUUCUGUCAUGUGCAUGACACACCACACCACAUGAUGUCAACCCAAAUAUUUACCCUAAUAUCAUUCCAUUAUAUUCCUAACCAGUAUUUUACAUGUAACCUACAUAAUGUGUACAAGAAAGUUCGUGACAAAUUUCAGUUUUGUUAUAUAUAACAUUCUUGACAUAAUACCAUACAGAAUACCAUACAGAAUCAUAAACAUAAAGUUAAUUGUCAAUUUUCAAAGGUAACUAGAGAUGUGGUUGUGACGAGCAACCACAGAGAUGUUCGGAUUUAGAAGGUUUUUAACGUGUCAUUUCUUGCUACUUGCAUAUUUCAACCAAAUCAAACAUCAAAUUCAGGAUAUACAAUAUUUUGUAUGCAUCUGUCAUGUCACAUGACUUGUCACCUAAUGACAUCAUCACCACAUGAUGUCAAUUCUUAUCUGCACCACCCCCCUUUCUAUCUGUCUGCAAAGUUUCAACCAAAUCAUACAUGUACUUCACAAGAUUUGAAGUUUGAGAUUUGAAGUUUGCACCUUUAAUGUUGUGUCACAUGACCGCUGGUGAUGUCACAGUGAUGAUUUUUCUGACUCAGUCUUGAGCUAUAAUCACAUGUCACAUGACCCUUGAGGACGUCAUUGUGAUGAUUUUGUUCUGGGACCCUCUCUACGUGGUGGAAUAAGAGUGUGCGCCAAUAUAAAGUCAGAUGGAUGAGUGCCAAAGUUUGGCUGUUCAAAAACAUGUACAAAACCUAUGGGUACAAAUUAGGUAUUCAAAAUUCAACAAUAAAUCACGUAAUGACGUCAUCAUGACAAUUUUAUUCCUUAAGUCUCUCUAGCUGGAGGGCCAAGAGUCUGGACAUAACAUCCAUUGAGUCAACUCGAGAACAGUGUGGAAGUCUGGCUGUUGAAAAAUGUGUACAAAACCUGAAGGGAAAUAUUAGAUAUUAAAAAUUCAAUAACAAAUCACGUGAUGAUGUCACCAUGAAGAAUUUGUUCCUGAACCCUCUCCAGCUGGUGGGCUAAGAAUGUAGACCUAACAUCAAUUUAGUCAGGUCUAGAACAGAGUGAAGUCUGGCUGCUGGCAAACGUAUACAAAACCUAUGGUGAAAAAUUCAAUUUUCAAAAUUAAGUAAUAAACCACGUGAUGAUGUUAUCAUGAUUAAUUUGUUCUAGGACCAUUCUUGGAUGACUGUCUGAAGGUCUACCAAGUUUGAAGUCCGACAUGUAAAACUACCAAAGUUGAUUAGUGGAAGAAAAAGACUGAAAAAGGAGGAAGAAAAUAAAGGGAUGUGGUUGUGAACAACCACAGAACUGUUUCAGAGUUUAUCAUUUUUCAGCUUUAACAUUUUGGAAUAAAAAAGAUCAAAUCAAUUUGUUGAAACUAUUUUUAAGGGAAAUUUUCCCCUGAUUUGUCUGAAAUUCUCACAGUGAUCCCCUGGUUAACCACUGGUAGUAUCAAUAAAAGUACAAAGUGAAAAAAUGUAUACAAAACCCCGGAGAAAAAACUGCAACUUCAAUCUGAUGUCACAUGACCCCUGAUAAUGUUGCCGUGACAAUUUUAUUUUGACAGCCCCAUGGGUUGAUGAACCACGUAUGCUGCCAAAACAAGGUCCCUCAGAUGUAUGAAUACACCAGCCUUUGACUUUAGAAAACGUGUACACGUUUUCUAAAGGAGAGAAAUUAAACAUUCAAAAUUUAAUCAUAAAUCAUGCGAUGACAUCAUCAAGACGAAUUUCUUCUAGGACCAUAUCAAGUCUGAAGUACAUGUAAAUCCAAUGUAAAAAACUAUCAAAGUCGACUAGUGGAAGACGUGCACAAAGUCAAUGUUAUGCACAUAACAUUCUAAGCAAACACUUGUAAAAUUUGCUAGAAAAGUUCUGAGCACAGUCCCAAACUAUGGGUUCAGAUUGUAAUGGUACGACGGGAAAAAGAAUAGGUAGCUUGAUUGUAUCCUGAUUCAUUUCUCAGUCGUGUGUCUUGUACCCCUUUAGUAUGGGUAGAGACCCACAUAUCUAAUUGACUCAAAAAUGUAGUUAUGUCAUAGCAUCGUGUAGCUGCAAAGAGUUUUUCUCAAAAAGUGUGUGCUGGAACUCUGUAUUCUUCAGUGUUGGAAAAUCUUUGACAUCCCUGUCCCUUACAUCCCAAACUUUAAUGUUAAAUGCAAUGAAAAGUGUUCUUUUUAAAAAUUUAAACUUAUCCAAGUGAAACAAAAGUCAAAAAUACUUAGAAACAAAGGUGCAUGCUCAAGGUUCGUAAACAAUGCUCAAGGUUCGUAAACAAAUCAAUUGCACCAACCCAUUAACCCAUUUUUGCACUGUCUUAAAUAAUGUGGUUCAGCUAAAUGAGGCAUGAGGUUUUCAUAGAUAAUAAAUAUUACACCUUUCAGGUAACCACAUGAGGCCUUCAAGCCAAGUGUAAUGAUACGAACUACCAAAAUGACCACGGCCCUGUAAAAAUAAAAAUUUAAAAAUAAAAUCACUGUACAGAAUCUGUGGAGUUAGAGGGCGAACAAAAAGAAGAAAAAUUCAGACGAGAAUGAAAGGUUUCCUGAAACAGGAAUAUCAAUUUUAUUGAGUUGGCAAAGCAAAUACAGGGAAGCAUUUAACUGCAGGAUUGAGGGUUUUGUUCUGAUUUCAUUAAAGAUGGUGUAGAUCAAAAUUAUAAACAAGUGAUAACACCGUUGCAAGUUGACAAAAUAGUUGAAUGUCUGAGAAUUGAGUAAAGUGACUUGUUAUAUAGAUCACAGUAGACAAGGAAUGUUUAACAUUUUAAUGUAGUUAUGAUCUUUUCUGCACUUGUCUUGCAAAAUUUGUGAUACCUUUGUGGCUGUUGUAAAUUUUAUCCAACAUCAUCUUUCAGAAUGACUAGACAACCGUAAUUUCUAUAGGUGCUCACACUUGUAUUCUGUCUGUGCAAAGUGACUUUGGGAGGAACCAUAGAGAAAGGACAGAGGAGUUUGACCUGCCUGGGCCUGAAACCAUUUGGCCAGCAGACUGAUUAUGCCCACUACACCAUGUCACGUGACCUAAAGUGGGUAUCAAACAUCAACAAAACGUCUUCCUGUAAGAAAGUGUGAUUUGAGUAGUGUUUACCAAAAAUGAAGCCAAUUUUUGGUGUAGUUCUCAGCACAUCAGUAGUCUGAGUAAUUUACUGAGUGUUGGCUUUAGAUUUAGACACAUUUCUCACACUUGCUGCUAUGAGAUUUCACCAUGUUUGUUGAUGUUUGAUAUGCACUAUAGAUGACAUAGCUUAUUAAGUAGGCGUAACCGGUCUAUCAACACUUUUUGCCGCACCUAGUACGUCCAUGGCCAGAGCGCAGAUAGGGCUUGCAAUCUCAAUCUGUACUGUAUGGUCGCCAAUGCAACUUUUUGCUGGUAAUCUGCAUCUGGUUCAACUUUUUGAACUGAAGUAUAGGAAAUGGAAUAUGUAUUUUUUGUCGGAUCUCACAACAGCAAAUCUAAUUGGACCGUUUUGGUAUUAGGCCUUAUGCCCUGAAUGUUCAUGUGCAUUUAUAUCCCUUCUGGAAAGCUUUCUUCUGGAUUCAUUUGGGAAUAAAUUGCAAGUUGUUUAGAAGA
Molecule: messenger RNA, 6879 nt
Organism: Acanthaster planci (crown-of-thorns starfish)
Lineage: Eukaryota; Metazoa; Echinodermata; Asteroidea; Valvatida; Acanthasteridae
Product: tropomodulin-2-like
Biological process (GO): myofibril assembly; actin filament organization; pointed-end actin filament capping
Cellular component (GO): cytoskeleton; myofibril
Molecular function (GO): tropomyosin binding
Source: RefSeq, a predicted model, not a curated record